Molecule: messenger RNA, 1725 nt
Organism: Didymodactylos carnosus
Lineage: Eukaryota; Metazoa; Rotifera; Eurotatoria; Philodinida; Philodinidae
Source: the annotation of a GenBank genome assembly
AUGAGUGCCACAUUAUAUCGAUUGAUAAACGUAACGGAUCACAGUGUCAUUUCUGUAUCCAGAGACCAAUACAAAGUUGGACGUGCAAACGGUAACGAUUUUUCAAUUCCAAAUAAUCGUUACUUGUCAUCAACACAUUGUGUCUUCGAGUAUGAGGAUGGGCAAUUAUAUGUUAAAGAUUUAAGUACAAACGGCACAUUGUUGAAUAAAAAUCGAAAGUUACCAAAAAAUGAGCGUGUUCGAGUGAAGUCUGGUGAUAGUAUUCAAAUUGUAUAUAGAAAAGACGAUCCACAAUUCAUUGAUACCGGUGAAGCGUCCUCGAAUGGAGACAGUUUAAAUAUAACACAACUUACUAAUAACGAUACACCAAAACGUGAAAAUUCUCAGUCACCAACUCAAACGGAUACUCAAUAUGCUUCUUAUCCAUCGAUACCAUAUUUUUCUCAAAAAAGUGACGAUAUAAAAGAGAAUGAUCCUCAACCAGCAGCUUUAGUACCAGCAACGACGACAAUAACAGCAAUAAAUAACGAGAAAAAAAGUAAUGAUGUUGAACCAAAACCAGUAAAUGGUCCUGAAUUUGCAAUGGCUCCUGGUGAGGAAAUGGAAGAAGUUUUAACAUGUGCAUGCUGUCAAGAAAUAAUGCAAAAUCCAUUAAGUCUUGAACCAUGUCUGCAUACCUUUUGCGCUGAUUGUUAUCAAUCUUGGGAGGCUAUUCAACGAACAUGUCCGCAGUGUCGACAAAAAGUGAUUGGGAAAAAGAAAAAUUUUCUAGUUAAUAAUAUGAUAGAAAUUUAUUUAAAAUCAUUUCCACAUAAACGACCUGAACCAAAACCAGUUGAAAAUAUUGAUUCCAACAAUAAAAAUAAUCAGGUUGGUUCCGAUGGUUUCUAUUUGGAUCAUGCACAUUUCGGCCGAGAAGAUGAAGAUGAUGAGGAAAUGGAUGAUGAAGAUGACGAGGGAAUGGACGAUGAAGAUGAUAUGGAUGAAGAUGAGGAGGAAGAUGAUGAUGAUGAUGAUAUGGGACUUGCAGCGCCAGUUGGCCAUCCGGUUUUUCCACCUUAUAUGAUGCAUCAGGCACCACCAGCACAAUUUCGUUGUCGACAAUGUGCACCGAAUAUUCUUCAAGGUCCUACUGCAGCAACUGCUACAUUUCAAUGUGCACCUGGACAAAAUCAUAUAUUAUGUCAAUGUUGUAUUCAGCCAAUGCCUGAUAGGCGCGGAGAACAAAAUAUUCAUCAACAAUGUACGAUAUGUCAUCAGUCUUAUUGUAAUAUGUAUUGGAAAUGCAAUCGAGCCAAUUGUCAUGGAUGCUUGAAUAAAUUGCGAAAUUGUAAUUUUGCACCACAACAUCUUACUGAUCUUGUUAAUAACAAUCCAGUUGAAACAAAAAUUUUACAAACAUAUAUUGCAUCAAAUCACAUGUCAACAAAAGAUUUAUUUAUCAGUUGUUGCGAUAAUUUAGAUCAAAAAUUGUUUCAUUGCACUGGUAUUGAUCCAAAUUCUGCAGUUCCGUCUGAAAAAGUGGUUUGCUAUCAAUGCGGUUUAAAGAUGUUUAAAGAAUUAGCAUAUCAAUUUCGUUUUAAUAUGAAUCGUGCUGAUAUUCAACCGGCAAAUAUGCGUGAACGCGAAGAUUGUCAUUGGGGUCAUAAUUGUCGUACACAAUAUUCGAAACCAUAUCACGCACAAAAAUAUAAUCAUUGUUGUGAACAACUUCGUUUUCAGUAA